Molecule: messenger RNA, 615 nt
Organism: Cucurbita moschata (crookneck pumpkin)
Lineage: Eukaryota; Viridiplantae; Streptophyta; Magnoliopsida; Cucurbitales; Cucurbitaceae
Product: NDR1/HIN1-like protein 2
Exons: 1
Coding region: 1-615 (204 amino acids)
Biological process (GO): defense response to other organism
Source: RefSeq, a predicted model, not a curated record
AUGGCCGACAGACAACCCUAUUUGAACACCAACUUCUAUGGCCCAGCCGUGCCUCCUUCGACAAAAGCCCACCGCAGCCGCCGCAUCUUAUGCACCAUUCUGAAGGUGGCAAUUAGUUUCAUCGUGGGGGUUGGUAUUCUAUUGUUGAUAUUAGGGUUUGUGUACAGUCCAACAAAGCUGGAGUUCAACGUGAGCAGCGCCGAACUCACCCAAUUCAACUUCACCAUCAAUAGAAACUUCACUACCAAUGCAAACAUCAGAGUUGGCAAUCCACUCUCUUACAAAUUGGGUCUCAACGUAACCAUCAGAAACCCCAACAAGCGGUACCGUGUCUACUACGACAUCAACCAAAUGGGUGUGGUUUAUAAGAAUCAAAGGCUUGAGACACAGUGGCUGCCAGCGUUCGCCCAAGGAACAAAGAGCACGGUGGUCCUCAACUCCAGGAAGUUCGAGGGUCAGCAGUUGGUGCUUCUUGGCGGCGAUGAAUUUGUUGAGUUUAACGCUGAGAAAAGCUCCGGCAUUUACCCCAUUGAUGUCAAGUUCUUUUUCCGGUUGAGGAUGAAGUCCGAAAUUGAAUCCCACGGUGUACUGUGGAUUGAAGGUUCCUUUGAUUAA